AGAAAACAAGAAUUCAGUGGCAUGAAUUUUCUUUGUUUAACUUUACUGCUUCACUUCACAAUUGGGGGUUUUAAUCUUUUUCUCUUUGGGAGUUUUCAGCUUGUCAGAAGUGGAAAGGAGGCAUCUUUAGAAUGUAACUGGUGUUGAGGGGUUCUUGAAUUUGCAUACAGGUAUGGAGACUCCAUUGGCUAAUCUUGGGUCGAAAAAGCUAAUAAAUAAGCAUGAAUUUGUUAGGGUCAUCAUUCAAUGUCUAUAUUCUUUAGGUUACAGAAAGUCUGCUGUGAGUUUGGAAUCAGAAUCUGGGAUUAGCUACAAAUCUGAUGAAUUUGAGACUCUCGAGUCUUGUAUUCGUGAUGCUAAUUGGGAUGCAUGUAUUGAAACCCUUAAUAGACUUAAUGGUUUGACAAAUGAAACGAGAGCUUCAGCUUUGUUUCUUGUUCUUAAACAGUGGUUUUUAGAGUAUUUGAAUCUUGGGGAAGAUUCUUUAGCUUUGGAGAUUUUACAGAAAAAAAUGUCUGGUUUAGAAGUGGGGAAAGAUAAGGUUCAUACGCUUGCUUUUGGAUUGCUUUCCUUGAAAGACUUGGGGUUGGAUAAGGAAGAUCCUGAUGGUAUCUAUAACUUCAGAAAAAAAUUGCUGACUGAACUUGAAAAAGUACUGCCACCACCCAUUACAGUGCCGGACCGAAGGUUAGAGUACUUGGUUGAAAUGGCAGUAUGGUCACAGAUAGAUAAAUGUGUGUUUCAUAAUUCAGUUGAUUCCGUUACGCUCUAUGAAGAUCACCAAUGUGAUGCCAGUCAGUUUCCUUCAAAGACCAUUCAGAUCCUGUCUAACCACGUAAAUGAAGUCUGGUAUGUCCAGUUCUCAAACAAUGGAAGCUACCUGGCCUCAUCAUCAAGUGACAACACAGCCAUCGUUUGGAAGGUACUGGAUGAUGGGAAAUUGACCCAGAGACAUGAGCUGCGGAGCCAUGAAAAGCCAGUUUCUUUUGUAGCUUGGAGCCCUGAUGAUACAAUGUUGCUAACCUGUGGGAACAUAGAAGUGCUUAAGCUUUGGGACGUGGAAACAGGUACAUGCAAGCACACAUAUGGCGAUGCUGAUUUCAUUAUCAGCUCAUGUGCUUGGUUUCCUGAUUCUAAGCGAUUCGUCUGUGGCAGUUCGGACCCUGAAAAAGGCAUAUACAUGUGGGACUCUGAGGGUAAUGAGAUCAAGUCAUGGAAAGGGACGCGGAUGCCAAAGGUUCUAGAUCUUGCUAUUACACCUGAUGGAGAAAAACUUAUCAGUAUAUUCUCUGACAAAGAUAUCCGAAUAUUGAAUGUGGGGACAGGUGGUGAACGUGUGAUUUCAGAGGAGCAUCCAAUCACAUCCCUUUCACUAUCAGGGGAUGGUAAAUUCUUCAUAGUAAACCUUAAUAGUCAAGAGAUUCAUAUGUGGGAUAUUGCAGGCGAGUGGCUUAGUCCCAUGAAGUUUGAAGGUCACAAACAACAUAAGUAUGUGAUACGCUCCUGUUUUGGAGGAUUGGACAGCACUUUUAUCGCCAGUGGUAGUGAAGAUUCAAAGGUGUACAUAUGGAAUCGCCGAGGUUCAAAGCCUAUUAAGAUCUUGUGUGGCCAUUCAAUGACUGUGAACUGUGUGAGCUGGAAUCCUAAAAAGCCUCAAAUGCUAGCUUCAGCAAGUGAUGAUCAAACUAUUCGCAUAUGGGGGCCUGAUGUUCGAAGUAAAUAGUAACGAGUAAGCUGGUGUAUGCAGAUGGAUUUUUCUCAAUUGCGAGUUCCAUUUGCCAUGUAAAUCUGUUUCUUUCUACAAAUUUUGGCAUGUCUGUUCCCCUGUAAAUUGGCAUUGUUUCCUUCAAUAGGGUAGCUAGAAAAUAAUUUUGGCUCCUCCUGUAUGUACAACGCCAAUGGAGAAGUAAAACUUUUUUCCUAAAGUUUGAUUGAAAUUAGUGAAUGAAAGAAAGUAAAACUUUCUUAUCUC
Molecule: messenger RNA, 1972 nt
Organism: Solanum verrucosum
Lineage: Eukaryota; Viridiplantae; Streptophyta; Magnoliopsida; Solanales; Solanaceae
Product: WD repeat-containing protein WDS homolog
Exons: 4
Coding region: 173-1723 (516 amino acids)
Molecular function (GO): protein binding
Source: RefSeq, a predicted model, not a curated record